Cuscuta epithymum is the source of this 5086-nucleotide messenger RNA. The record is from the annotation of a GenBank genome assembly. NCBI's taxonomy places the organism in Eukaryota, Viridiplantae, Streptophyta, Magnoliopsida, Solanales, Convolvulaceae.
CUCGGGGAAUGGUCUAACUUCAUGUAAUUUUGGGCGUCUACAAAGAAAGUUACGUUAAGUAAUUUUGGGUUGCAAAGCAAUCCUCUUUCCCUUUCUUUCUCUUCGUUCCCACACGAGGUGACACAGAAGGAUUUUGGCUGACUGUGGAGCCACGAAUCUUAGCUGAAGUCUAACCCCGUCACCCGAUUCUCUUCAAUCGAUUUUCUAAUUCCAGAGCAUAUUCGAUUAAAUUGAACAAUAGAGGGACAUUCUCUUUUUAGCGGUGCCGUACUUGCCCGUGGAUCCCUGUUUUAUUCCGCAACCUUGUUUUCAUCUGGAAAUAAUGCCAUUUUAAUUUACUUGAUGCUAAAAGAUGGAUGUGGAUAACAAGAAAUUUGGGCGAGGCCUGCGCGAGCUUUCAGGUUCCGUAGACCUCAUAAGGCACUUCAAGUUGCUGCCACAUCAUGAGUUCUUCUGCAAGAAUUCACUUCCAGUAUCAGUAUCAGAUACACACUAUCUGCAUAGUGUUGUGGGAGAUGCAGAAAUUAGGAAAGGGGAAGGAAUGCAAUUGAAUCAGCUCAUUGAGGAUACUUCAUUUUCGAGCGAGACAAAUGCACAGAUAAAACCUUUUGAUCUAGAUGUUCUGGUAGAGGCAUUUCAUCUGAGGGAAACAACACCAAUUCAUCUCCCUCCCUCUGAGAAGGGGAUUCCGACUAUAGCAGGCAAGUCUAAGAGUGAGUCCAAAGAGAAGGAUAAAAAACACAAAAAACAUAGGGACAGGGACAAAGAUAAAGAUAAAGAGCAUAAGAAGCAUAAGCAUGGUCACAAAGAUCGAAGCAAAGAUAAGGACAAAGAGAAAAAGAAAGACAAAAGCGGUCAUCAUGAAUCCGGUGCUGAGCAUUCAAAGAAACAUCAUGAGAAGAAAAGGAAGCAUGAAGGAGAAAAAGACCUUAAUGAUGCUCAGAAGCAUAAGAAAAGCAAGCACAAGAGCUCAAAGAUUGAUGAAAUGGGUCCAACAAAGGUAGCAGGAUAAAGGUGACAGUUGGUUCUAUAAUCUAUUAUUUAGUUUUUCUUUAGAUUUUGCACCUGAGUCUGGAAGGAUCAUUUUCUUUCUAUUAUGAAAUUGCAGAGGUACAUAUUUUCAUUCAUACUACCACCACCCCACCCCCAUAGCCCUACUAAUGAAAAACUUUUUUGCCUGCUGUGUUUUCUCCAUAUGUAUUUUUGUUCUUUAGGUGCAUUUUUUAGGGGCUAUAGUUUCCCAUUCAUAUGCACAUCCUAGCAUUCAUUGAUACGAGAGUACUAUACUAUUAUGCGGCUAGGUUACCUGGUUAGUUAUUGAAUGUAGUCUAGUCUUAGAAAUAUCGGACUGCUAAAGAACAUAAAUUGAAUCGGCAAAGCUAUCUAAUUUCGGAAACUUUGCUUAGGAAGUCUUGCUGCUAUAUGCCUUACCCUUAAGCUGCUGUCUGAACCCUGAAUCAAUUAGCCAAUUAGGUACCUUAAAUUCCCAUUAGUGCAUGUCCUUAUUUCACAGCUUUCACAUAAUUAUGCAGUUAUGCUUAGAAUCAUUUAUGGCAUCUGUUGAAACUUAAACAUGUAGGAUAAUGGUUUAGGCUGGUUAUGCUGGUCAUAUGAUCAAAUGCAGCAAUGGUCAAUAUAAGUCUUAAAUACUACUCCCUCUAUUCCUACUUAUUAUCUGUCUAGGUUGGCCACUUUUCCUUGUUCUAUUUCAUCCAUCGGCAUCCAUUUAUGAAAUACAUGCAUGGAAAAAAAAUUGUUUUUGUACUUACCCUGCUCAUACUAUUCGAUUUUCCAUUUUCACAAGAGGACAUUAAUGGGAAGAUAGCUUCUGGUGGGGAUUUUCUUUGUUAAAGCAUUCACAAUUCGAUUAUCUAUUACCCCAAUAGAUUUUCUUAAACUGUGUGAUGUGGUCAACCUAAACAAAUAAAUAGGAACAGAGGGCGUAUAUAGGAUGGAUUCUAACAAUUUAAUAACAGGGUUGGUGGCGUUGUUUAUCUGAAGCAAUGACUUCUUUUUCCCCAUUAGUUUGAUAUUCUAGUUCAGAACAUCACAUAGUUGUGCUUGAGCCUUUGAGCUCAUAUUAAAAGAAUGACCAUAUUGUGUUCUUUAUGGCUGGGAAGUAGGAAAUUGGUUUUGCUUGUUGCCGAAGUUCAGAAAUGCUUUCAUCAUGAAAGCAUUGUAUAAGUUCAUGAUGGGAUUUUUUGCUGCAGAUCUUUAUUUCAGUGUUUAGAAACUUGUGUAUGUUAAGUCACUUGACACUGUUCUUAGAGCUUUUGGUAUUGAGUUGCAAGGAACUCAAUUUUUACUAUUUUUUCCCAAUCGGGUAAGAAAAAUAAAGAAUGAACAGAACAAUGGAAAGUAAUAUUGAAAGUAACAAUGGAAAGUAACAACGGAAAGUAACAUAGAAAGUAAUAACAUUGAUUGUUGUCAUUGUAUGGUGGCCGACAGGAAACUGUACUCUUUAGCGUUUCCCAUCUCAAAACGGUAUUAAAAGUCCUGUCUCAAACUCAUGUAAUCUUAGAUCAUAAAUCUCUCAGCCACACAGUCCCAUUUUUUCAAGACGUGAGUACCCCCGAACUCGGUCUGUUUAAUGUUCUCAUCUUACCAUACUUGCCAAUUACGCAUUUAAAUCCCUCUCAUUUCCUGAACAUGAAUAGCUAGGAAUUUUCAAUAACAAAUAUCACAUUAAUUUUUUGCGCACAAGAAUUAUGACCCCCUGCAUAGUCCAAGUAGGGUUUACUAUAUAUACUUUUUAUGUUUACCAGUAUAAUAAAACUUUAAUUUAGAGUAGUUAAUAUACUACCUCCGGUUUUUUUUAAUCUUCACAGUUUGACUUCACACAAAAUAAGGAAUGGAAUUUGACUUUACUGUAGAGUACACUGUUGAGGCACUGUUUGAUACUGUUUGGCACUGUAGAGGCACUGUUUGGCACUGUUGAGACACUGUUUGGCACUAGAUUUCUUUGCCAAAAAAGGAAAUAAGGAAGUGUGAAUUAUUUUAGACCGUCCCAAAAAGGAAAGUGUGAAGUUUAUUAAAAACCGGAGGGAGUAAUUUAUACUGUGUUUUUGGAAACCAUGCACAAUGCUAAUUCUAAAUCAUAUCGGGCAAUAAAUUGAAUCCGCAUACCCGUCCAAAUCUCAUAUUCCUUUGUGGUGGGACCCUUCCCGGACCCUCACCCUUGCAAGGAUGCCAAUGUGCACCGGCUGCCUAAUAAAAUACAAUAAAUAAAAAGUAUCUUUCUAAAUCUCAUCCUAUCUGUUUAAAUGGGAUCCAUUAGGGCAGGGGUUCUGGGGUACCAUAUAACACUACCCAUUCCCAUCCCUAACUUCUAAUAUGGAGUUUGGAAGGUUUAUUUGACAAGGCAUUAUAGAGAAUCUUUAUAUUGACACUGGGAUAGUUGAGGAUAAUUUUUUAUUAGUAAUUGCUCAUGGAAGGACCAAAACAUACACGAAGUUCAAAAAUAGGACUAAGCAUCUUUUAUAUUUAGUCCUAUUAAAAGAAUAACUUGAUUAAAACUUGCCAAAAUAGUGGUGAAUGAGUCCUAUUUUGGGAAUAAAAGAUUGAUAGUCCUUUAAAAGGAUUGGCUUUAAACAUGUUUCAGUCCUAUUUAUGAACUUAAUACAUGUUUCAGUCCUAUUCAAGGAAUUUUCUCUAAUUUGAUUGAUUUAUAAAGGAUUGGCCUGUGUCGUAACUCAAGAGUGCUUAGCAGUUGACAGUCAGGUCAUACUUCUAAGCACAAGAGCUCUAAAUAUUAAUGGUAACGACUAACUGGUCAGGUUCAAUAUUUGAUACGUAGCAUUUUUGAACUGAAUGACGAUACUUUUCUGUUAUCAUCAACACAACUCUAGCUCAUAAUUAAUAAUGGAAUAAGAGCGCCAUGUUGACAUGGGAGUCUAGUAAUGCUUUAUUUCGGCUAGCCUGGUUACUAUGUAUGAAUCUAAUAAGGGGAAGUCUACCACUCUACCUUCCCUAUUAUUGCAUUUAUCUGUCUUGCAUUUCUUUUUUAUGUGCAAAACACGUGUGAGCUAAUCAACUAGUGUGAAGAUAUCAAGAUAGUGACUUCAAACUGUUGAGUAUAUUUAAGCACUAAAUAUAUUUAAAGGAACAGUGUAUCAUAGGUAGGACUCCCUUUAAAAACAUAAUCCCAAUCUUAUGCUUCCACUGGCACAUUAGAAGAAGGCUACAUCACAUAUAUACAACUCUAUCUUUUUGUGUUUUUUGUCUUAAUGAUAAAAAAAUCAGUCAUCAAGCCUUACAAUCAGGUCUAACAGGUUUGCAGCCUUGUACAAAUAAAGGAUGCUUUGAGUUUAAAGUGUUGUAUUUCAUCAUUUGUCUUUCUGGGGGGGGGGACAUGUUUCUGAACUCGAGUUCAAAUCUCUAUGUGUAAUCCUAAUGCUGUACAAUUUUGGCACAUGAAAUCUGUUGUAGCUAUGGGUGUUCACAACUUAAAACUUUAUCAGCUUGUUUGUGACACAACUUUGCCACUAUUGUGCUGAUUUGUUUUACAUAAUUAAUUGAUAUUCCAUAAUAUGAAUUUCAAGAGGAUGGAAAAUUGGAAAUGAUGAUUUGUUUGAGCCGAAAUGUGUGCUUUAGUAUGCCACUGUGUUACAUACUGGUUUUUUGUCCUUGUUAGAAAUCAGACAUCAAUUUUUCAUUCAACAAUCAACAUAUAUGUCUCAUGCAUCAAUUGUAUGCUGUGUGCAUAAAUAAGUGAGUUUAUGCGAGAAUAAAAAUCUUGUCUUUGAGGUAGAGGUGAAGUCGGUUCUAAACCUGGACAGCCAGACAGGUGACUUUGUCUGCUGCAUAUUUCUAGGGGUUCGGACUGGAACCGGAUCUGGAUUGAAAGCAAACCCAUUCGGGCUCCGGUUCAUCCAAAUAGGCCAGGGUGGUUCUAGUUUUAUACUACUCCAUAUAUCUUUUGUAAAUAGCGUGUGACCAGAGCUGGAACUGAUCGGAAAACAGGACUACUCUUUUUCUUCAAUUACAUGUAAAUAUGUAAUACACAAAUACUACACUUGGAUUAAAAAAAUAUUAUUGACAAUAAAAAUCUCUGUAUGUGUCCUGUCUCAAAAUAGGAGUACUCCGU